AUGAAGGCGUGUGAGAAGAAGAGGGCCUUCAGAGCGCUGCAGCGUGAGCUGCGGUCCCUGCAAGACCUUCACCGGUGCGGCUGGAGCGUUAGAGAGGAGCUGGAGGGGGCCAAAAAGAGCUUGAAAAGGCUAAUCGUCUUCCGUUCCAAAGUGGAAAACCUGGAUAUGGAUGAGAAGUGUAACUCGUUCUUUUUCAGGAAACUCCGCGCCGGCCACGCGCCCCUGAACGAACUUCGAGACAAAGACGGCAACAUGCGUUCGGGGAAGGAGGAAGUAAUGGGAGUCGUCACAGACUACUACAGCGACCUCUACUCCCUGAGGAACACCGACCAGAAGGCCGCCGAUAAAUUCCUGUCAGAAUCCUUCGAGGAGGCUAUCCGACAGAAUGGGGAGAUCAGAGGGAUCACCGCACCAAGACCUGGACACUACGAGGUCAAGUGCUCGCUGUACAUGAACGACGUGACCAUCUUCUGCGCCGACCGGCAUUCGGUGACUGCACUCGUCCAGACCUGCGAGGAGUUCGGACAAGCUUCAGGGGCCAAAGUCAACUGCGGCAAGUCAGAAGCCAUGCUCUUCGGGGACUGGCAACUGGCCUCUUCUGCCCCCUUCCCAUUUACCACCAAAUCGGGCUUCAUCAAAAUUCUGGGAGUCUGGUUCGGGAAGGAAGGCGCAGCCCUCAAGUCUUGGGAAGAACGCUUGGCCAAGGUGAAUCAAAGAAUUGGACUGUGGAGCCUUAGACACCUCACGAUCGAAGGGAAAGCACUCGUCCUGCGUAAUGAAGUUCUGCCCGUGCUACAGUACACCGCACAGGCAUGGCCCCUUCUUGCCACCGUUUCCAGGGCCAUCACCAGGACAGUGUUUCGCUUCAUCUGGGGAUCUAAGAUGGACAGAGUGAAACGAGCCAUCAUGUACAAAGAGCCCCGCAAGGGCGGAAAGGGCAUACCGGACCUGCCCCCUUUACUGCGGAUCGCCUUUGUUUGUGACAGCGUUCGUCGGACUCUGAGAACUGCUAACGGCUCUGCGGGCAAGGCUAUGUCUCGCUUUUUCCUCCUGCCCCUCUGGAGGGGACUGGGCUGGGACAAGUGGGACAGCUCCAUACCUUACAACUGGCUUGCUCCCUGGUUCUACGGGGACGUCGUUAGGUUUGUGAGGGAACACCAGUUGGAGGGCCUCAAACCCGACUUGUGGAAGCCAAAAACUAUCCACAAACUCAUCAGAGCAAAGGACAUGGUGGAGUCAAUUCCAGGGAUCCAGGACGACACCGUAGAGACAGUUUGGACUAAUGUGUCGUCAAACAGGUUGACCAACGGGCAUAAGGACUUGUCAUGGAUGGCCAUUCAGGGCGGACUGCCCAUCCGGUCAUUCAUGCAUGCCCACAAUCUGUGCAAAACCAGGUACUGCCCCAGGUGCCCUUUCGUGGAGGAAACAUCUUAUCACCUGUUUUGGGAGUGCCCCUUUGCACAGCGCCUGUUGGACACCCUGGAACAUGAACUCAAAGACUCUGUACCCAGAAAACAGCCUGCAAUGCACUUCGGUGCUGUAUGGACUAUUUCCUGGGAUUCAUACUGUUGGAGCCAUCCAGGAGGCCUGGCGCCUUAUGAACUGUUUUAAGGACGCUAUUUGGUUUGCUAGGAACCGGCUCAUCCUCAGGAGGGAGAACAAGUCCGUCCUGGACUGCCGCAGACUUAUCCAUAGUCUGUUGCGGGACUACAACAUCUCGGACGUUGACUAAGAAGAAGAGGACUAAACCCCUCUCCUUCCCCCUCUCCCCCCGUUUGCAUUUGUCCUCUCAAUAAAGCUUUGGGCAUGUGAUUCCCCCUCCCUACCCCCUCCUUCCCACUUCC
Messenger RNA from Bufo gargarizans (Asiatic toad), 1844 nucleotides. RefSeq lists its product as uncharacterized. Lineage: Eukaryota; Metazoa; Chordata; Amphibia; Anura; Bufonidae. The transcript is spliced from 3 exons. The record is from RefSeq and is a predicted model, not a curated record. Bases 1 to 1611 code for a protein of 536 amino acids.